AUGGUCGAAUCACAGGGCCUGCACCACCCCAACAAUGCAACAGAGCUCACGUCCACCGCAUCAGGACCCCAGAGGCGGAGCCAGAUCUCGGACAAGGUGCUCGGCACGAUACCGCCACCGCAGGACGCUCUGCCUCGACGACAACGACAUAACAUCUCGGGCGAGGCGGGCCUAUGCUCCCGCCUUGUCGCCAACUACGAUGCUCGCGCCUGCCCGAACGCUGACGCCGUCACUACGGUUGAGCCGCCAGGUUCUGAGGCCGCUUGGCGAACGCCAGACUUCAACUCUGGCUUCACUGGCAGCUAUGACCCUACGCUGGAGACAGGUCGCGGUCCCAUGUUCAACAAGACCAACUUCGGCGUUCCGCAAUUCUAUCCCCGAGACCUCAAGAAACGGGUCGAUGAAUACGUGGUCGGACAGGACCGGGCGAAGAAGACGAUAUGCGCGACACUGUUCAACCACUAUCAGAACCUGCGCCGAAGACACCAGCACGAACACGAAGACAGGAACGUCCAGGAGAAGCUCAUGCGUCAACGAUUCGCACGUGACAGAGAGCUGCACCAGAGACGACGCGACACGCACCCUGUCGAAGAUGAGUUCCCGGGCCAUCACGAAUCCGUCAGACCGCUGUACGAUGUCAACCCGGCGUUCGAAGAUGACCCGCUCGACCACCUGUAUACCCCGGAGGACACGUCUAAACCCGAACACGUCAAAAUUGACAAGAGCAAUCUCUUGCUGAUUGGGCCGACGGGAGUUGGCAAGACGUAUAUCCUGGAGACGUUGAGCAAACAAAUUCACGUCCCCUUUACAAUCUGCGACUGCAACUCGCUCACUCAAGCAGGCUACAUCGGACAGGAUGUGGAGACGUGUAUUGAGCGUCUUCUCAUCGAGGCCAACUACGAUGUCAAGGCGGCGGAAUACGGCAUCGUCGUGUUGGACGAAUUCGACAAGCUGGCACGACGGGAAUCUCCCACCGGCCGAGAUGUUGGCGGCGAGGGCGUGCAGCAAGCGCUCUUGAAGCUUGUAGAGGGAACCAAGGUCACCAUCAAUGUCAAGGACAACCGAUCGUCACGGUCCACCCCUCCGAUUACGACCAACUACAGCUCAUCAGGAUCGUCAUCAUCCUCACCGCAGCCUCUGCCUCCCGGGGGCAAGGUCGACCAAUACACUAUUGACACUACCAACAUCCUCUUCAUCUUUUGCGGCGCUUUUGUUGGGCUCGACAAGACGGUUGUACAGCGGGUUGCAAAGCCUUCCAUGGGGUUUGGAGGACAGGUCAAGGGCCGCUCGACCAUGUCAGGCAGUAAGCAUGUGCUGCCGCCAGAAACCUUUACGCAUCUCGCGCACCACAACUCGACAUCAGCGCCGUCUUUCACUCCCAUGGAUCUUGCAACACCCGCGGACCUCCAAAGCUUCGGAUUUAUCCCUGAACUAAUCGGGCGCUUACACAACAUAUGUGCCCUCAGCCCGCUCUCUCGAGACGACCUUUACCGGAUCUUGACCGAACCCCGCAACAGCCUCGUCGCACAAUACUCUGCGCUGUUUGAGACGUAUCCGUCUCGAUUGUAUUUCACAGACAAGGCGCUCUACGCAAUCGCAGAGCGAGCCGCAGCUGCCGAGACGGGGGCGAGAGGUCUCAAGAUGGAGAUGGAGCGGAUAUUGGCGGAGCCAAUGUUUGACGCGCCGACGCCCUAUGUUCUGAUCACCGAGGGCUGUGUCAAGGGGACGGAGAAGGCCUCGUAUUGGGGCAAGGAUGGCCGGUUCGAGCUGGACAGACGCAUGGAGGAGGAGGAAGUGCAUCCGGCCAGCUCCACGCCACAGGUGACGUUUGAGCGGCUGAGGGAAGCCGGGCAGAGCGGAGGGUGA
Molecule: messenger RNA, 1866 nt
Organism: Purpureocillium lilacinum
Lineage: Eukaryota; Fungi; Ascomycota; Sordariomycetes; Hypocreales; Ophiocordycipitaceae
Source: RefSeq, a predicted model, not a curated record